GCGUUCCGGCUGAGGAGAGUUCACAGAGAGCAGCAUGAGUUACAGUGGCUGGACACAGCAGUUUGAGCUAACAAGACGACAUUUCAUACCGCUAUACCCCCAUUUUUUUAUACAGUAAUAUUAUGUUGAAGUAUUUUCUUAAGGCAUAUUCUACUACGUUUUUCCUGUAUGCAUCUAAAUAAGAUGACAGCGCACUAAUUUCAGAGAUAUCUGGACGUCGCGACUGCGAGAGGACCUCCUCUCCCAACUCCUUGCAGUGAGGUGGGGGUACUGUGCGCAUGCCCACGACACCCUCGCUUUGCUAGUUUCCAUCCAGCCUCCAGGUAGGAAGGAAGGCAGGCAGGCAGGCAGUCAGUUGGCGCGCAGCGAGGAUGUCGUCGUGCGACGGCUUGUGCGGGGUGAAGGUGAUGUGUCGCUUCCGGCCGCUGAACGACGCGGAGACGAGCCGCGGGGAUAAAAGCAGCCCCAAAUUUAACGGUGACGACACUGUGGUGGUAGCGGGGAAGCCCUACGUUUUUGACAGAGUUCUGGCUCCGAACAGCGAGCAGGUCCAAGUUUACGAAAUGUGCGCCCGCCACAUUGUCAAAGAUGUGUUGGGAGGCUACAACGGAACCAUCUUUGCGUAUGGACAGACAUCGUCAGGAAAGACUCACACCAUGGAAGGGCAGCUUCACGACACUCGGCUGAUGGGAAUCAUUCCUCGCAUCGCCAGCGACAUUUUUGAGCACAUCUAUUCCAUGGACGAGAACCUGGAAUUCCACAUCAAGGUCUCCUACUUUGAAAUCUAUUUGGAUAAAAUCCGAGACUUGCUGGACGUGUCGAAAACCAACCUGGCUGUCCACGAGGACAAAAACAGGGUUCCAUUUGUCAAGGGAUGCACGGAGCGUUUUGUUUCCAGUCCAGAGGAGGUGAUGGACGUCAUCGACGAAGGCAAAGCCAAUCGCCAUGUGGCCGUAACAAACAUGAACGAACACAGCUCUCGCAGUCACAGCAUAUUCCUGAUCAAUAUCAAGCAGGAGAACGUGGAGACGGAGACCAAACUGUCAGGAAAACUUUACCUGGUGGACCUGGCGGGCAGCGAAAAGGUCAGCAAGACUGGAGCUGAGGGCGCCGUCCUGGACGAAGCCAAGAACAUCAACAAGUCUCUGUCCGCUCUAGGGAACGUCAUUGCCGCGCUUAGCGAGGGAACGAAAAGUCACGUACCCUAUCGAGACAGCAAAAUGACCCGAAUCCUGCAAGACUCUCUUGGAGGAAACUGCCGCACCACCAUCAUUAUCUGUUGCUCGCCAUCUGCUUACAACGAGGCGGAAACAAAGUCCACGCUCAUGUUUGGACAGAGGGCAAAGACCAUCAAGAACACCGUGUCGGUUAACCUGGAACUGACGGCCGAAGAAUGGAAGAAGAAGUAUGAGAAGGAGAAAGAGAAGACUCGCAGUCUCUGCGUCACCGUCCGGAAACUAGAGAGCGAGUUGAAACGCUGGAGAAAAGGUGAGUCAGUGCCCGUGGCGGAGCAGCACUCUAGCGGCAAAGGCGGCGACGCACAAACAGACGGCUCGGCGCCGACGGACGGCUUGGCGCCGCCCCCUCUUCCUCUCUCGGAAGAGGAGAAGACGCGAUACGAGACGCUCAUUGCCGACCUGUACCGGCGGCUCGACGAUAAGGAUGAGGAACUGGACCAUCAUAGUCAGAGGCUGGAGACUUUCGAGCGGCAGCUGAGCCAUCAGGAUGAGCUGUUGGCGGCAAAGCAUCAGGACUGCCAGCGUACACAGGAGGAAAUGUCCCGUCUGCGCAGGGACAACCAGGCGGCCAAAGAUGAAGUGAAGGAAGUGCUUCAGGCUUUGGAGGAACUUGCGCUCAACUAUGACCACAAGUGCCAGGAGGUGGAGAGCCAGAGGCACUGCAACCAACAAGUCAACGAGGAGCUUGCCCACAAAACUGUUAGUUUGGAGGAAGUCCAGCGGGAACUGGUGGCACUGCAGGACCUAAGCUGUCACCACAAGAAGAGAUCGGCCGACAUGCUGGCUCUCUUGCUGAAAGAUUUGGGCGACAUCGGCGGAGCUCUCGGAACUACCGAACUCAAAGCGGCUACCGAGACGAGUGGGACGGCGGAGGACGAGUUCACCGUGGCUCGUCUCUUCAUCACCAAGACCAAGUCGGAGGUGAAGGCGCUGGCGAGUCGCAGUAAACGGCAGGAGGCGGAGCUGGCGCAGAACUUCGCCAAGAUGGAAGCCGACGGCAGGGAGCUCAGCGCCGGACGUCUGGCAGUCUCGCAGCUGCAGCUGAAGUUGGCCUCCUUAACGAGUGACCUUCAGAAGAUGGAAGAAAGCAAACGACAGCUGGAGGAAAGUCAAGACACUCUCAUGGAAGAAGUGGCUAAACUUCAUGCUCGAGAUCAUUUACAGCAGCUGAACGUGUUGGACAAAGAGAAGAAACACAGGACGCAAUUGAAGGACGCCGCAGACACAAAGAAAACUUUGGAGGAGCAGAUGGAAAACCACAGAGAAGCCCACCAAAAGCAGCUGUCGCGCUUGCGGGACGAGAUCGAGCACCGGCGCAGAGACAACAAGCAACUCCGAGAUUUGAACGAGACCUUGCAGCUGGACGUCCGACAGCUACGAGCAGACUUGGACAUGUUGACGCGUGAGGCUUGCGACAGAGAGCAGAAGCUUCAAAAGCUCACCUCGCUGGAGGAAAAAAGACGGCAAGCCAAGGAGGACCUUCGGGGUCUAGAGGAGACAGUGCUUAAAGAACUGCAGACUCUCACCGAGCUGAGGAAAUUAUUCAUCCGGGACAUCGGUGCUCGUUUCAGCUGCCCGGAAGGUGACGGCGACGAGGGCGGAGGCAGCCUGGCCCAGAGGCAAAGGAUCGUCUUUCUGGAAAACACCUUGGAACAGCUCGGUAAAGUCCAUAAGCAGAGAAUGCAAAAAUGAAAAGACUACAGUAAAGAGCAACACCCACCUCCGACACUAAUUCUCCGUUGUUCCGGGAGAGGUGGGGGACAUCGAGUCCGAGUGGGCCAUGUUCCGCACCUCCAUUGUUGAGGCGGCCGAUCGGAGCUGUGGCCGUAAGGUGGUUGGUGCUUGUCGUGGCGGCAAUCCCCGAACCCGCUGGUGGACACCAGCGGUAAGGGAUGCCGUCAAGCUGAAGAAGGAGGCCUAUCGGGCCUUUUUGGUCUGUGGGACCCCGGAGGCAGCUGACAGGUACCGGCUGGCCAAGCGGGGAGCAGCUACGGCGGUCGCCGAGGCAAAAACUCGGACAUGGGAGGAGUUCGGUGAGGUCAUGGAAAACUACUUCCGGACGGCUUUGAGGAAAUUCUGGUCCACCGUCCGGCGUCUGAGAAGAGGAAAGCAGUGCACCAUUAACACUGUGUAUAGUGAAGAUGGGGUACUGUUGACCUCGACUCAGGACAUCGUGAGUCGGUGGGGAGAAUACUUCGAAGCCCUCCUCAAUUCCACCGACACGCCUUCCUUUGAGGAAGCAGAGUCUGGGGACUCCGAGGUGGGCUCUCCGAUUUCUGGGGUUGAAGUCACCGAGGUGGUUGGAAAGCUCCUCGGUGACAAGACCCCGGGGGACGAUGAGAUCCGCCCGGAGUUCCUAAAGGCUCUGGAUGUUGUGGGGCUGUCGUAGCUGACACGCCUCUACAACAUCGCGAGGACAUCGGGGACAGUGCCUCUGGAUUGGCAGACCGGGGUGGUGGUUCCCCUUUUUAAGAAGGGGGACCGGAGGGUGUGUUCCAAUUAUAGAGGGAUCACAGUCCUCAGCCUCCCCAGUAAAGUCUAUUCAGGGGUGCUGGAGAGGAGGGUCCAUCGGGAAGUCAAAUCUCUGAUUCAGGAGGAGGAGUGUGGUUUUCGUCCCGGCCGUGGAACAGUGGACCAGUUCUACACCCUCUGCAGGGUCCUCGAGGGUGCAUGGGAGUUCGCCCAACCAGUCUACAUGUGUUUUGUGGAUCUUGUUGGAUUUAACUCGGGUGUCAGAAGGGGGGCGGGGUCGCCACUGGCAGGUGACCGCUAUGGUGACGCAUAUUAGUGCACACCUGCGUCUGAUUGCAGCACAAAUCAACAGCACUUGUCACCAGCAUGACCCCACUGGUAAGCCACUUUGUUUAUGCAUUAAAUUGAUGUCAUUUAUGUUAGAUGCCUGUUUGAUCAAUCACUCUCUUUAAACAUCUACUUUGAUUAGUGUGCGCGACGCCACAACGGUAGUUCACUGUGAGCCAUUGAGAAAUCACCUACGGUAUACUAGCGUUGAACAAUAGCAUAGGCAAUGUAAGAUAGUUCACUUACAAAUGGGGCGAUGUCAAUGCCUCAAUCCUGGUACUCUCCUAACUCCAUUGCCACAUUGUGUGCGUGCUGAUGAUUGUUGAUUUACGUUAAUACUCUGCCAACACCGACGCUCAACUUCCUGGUUUGGUUGUGGGCAUUCUCUUCCACUCACGCAAUUUCAUCUUAGUAUGUGUAGUUCCACUGACAGCCACCAGUCUGUGCUAUUGGACAGUGCUAGCUCCUUUACUUAAAAACGGGUUACAUUAUAAUUAGUAGAUGAAUUGAUGAAGCAAAAUACAUGUACGUAAAAUAUCUGAUAUAUUUACCAUAAUUACCAUAAUAAAUUAUAAUUUCAUAUUUGCAUAUAUUUAACAUGGAAAAUGAUAAACACUGAUGAUGAUAGGAAUACGUAAUUCUAAAGCCAAUGUGUUGCAGUAAAAUCAUGUUAAGAAUAUAUUGUUUGUUUAAUUUGUACAUUAUGUACCGAUACAGUUUGUUUAUGAUAUUCAUGGUUUACUUUAGGUUAUUACCUGCUGUGCACUGCUGUGAUCUACUGUGUGCUGCUGUACUCAAUAAAAAACGAAAAAUGCAUGGCGAGUGAUCCAUUCGUGCUGAGUGACGAGCCCUAUUCAGGGGGCCGUAAAACGGAAUAAACUGAACAGAUCUGGAGAAGGCGUUCGACCGUGUGCCUCGGGGAUUCCUGUGGGGGUGCUCCGGGAGUACGGGGUACCGAGCCCCUUGGUACGGGCUGUUCGGUCCUUGUACGACCGGUGUCAGAGUUUGGUCCGCAUUGCCGGCAGUAAGUCAAAUUCGUUCCCAGUGAGGGUUGGACUCCGCCAAGGCUGCCCUUUGUCACUGAUUCUGUUCAUAACUCUUAUGGACAGAAUAUCUAGGCGCAGCCGAAGCUUAGAGGGGGUCGGGUUUGGUAACCUCAGCAUUGAAUCUCUGCUUUUUGCAGAUGAUGUGGUGCUGUUGGCUUCAUCAAGCCGUGACCUCCAACUCUCACUGAAACGGUUCGCGGCCUAGUGUAAAGCGGUUGGGAUGAAGAUCAGUACCUCCAAAUCCGAGACCAUGGUCCUCAGUUGGAAAAGGGUGGAGUGCCCUCUCCGGGUCGGGGAUGAGAUCCUGCCACAAGUGGAGGAGUUCAAGUAUCUUGGGGUCUUGUUCACAAGUGAGGGUAGGAGGGAGCAAGAGAUCGACAGG
Molecule: messenger RNA, 5465 nt
Organism: Corythoichthys intestinalis (scribbled pipefish)
Lineage: Eukaryota; Metazoa; Chordata; Actinopteri; Syngnathiformes; Syngnathidae
Product: kinesin heavy chain-like
Exons: 24
Coding region: 372-2930 (852 amino acids)
Biological process (GO): microtubule-based movement; mitotic cell cycle
Cellular component (GO): microtubule
Molecular function (GO): microtubule motor activity; microtubule binding; ATP binding
Source: RefSeq, a predicted model, not a curated record